This is a messenger RNA of Ambispora leptoticha, 750 nucleotides long. The record is from the annotation of a GenBank genome assembly. Lineage: Eukaryota; Fungi; Glomeromycota; Glomeromycetes; Archaeosporales; Ambisporaceae.
AUGACAUAUUUAGUAUCUAAGAUUGAGGUACUUUUAUUAGAAGAGUCAUUAGACAGUCUUUGUGGUGCGUCUGCAGUUUACCUGGCAAUAGAAAACAACCUUUUACCCUCUUUCGAGUAUGUAAGAGGAGUGAUAGACCGUGCAAUUGAGAGUGGAUAUAUUAGCAUUCGAGAUCUUAAAGUGCUCAAGGUGUUGAAUAUAGAAAAGGAAUUGUACCCAGAUUGUUCUCGAGAAGAAAUAGACAAGAAUAUUGAUAAAUUAAAAUAUAAACUUGAGGCAAAAAUGGAUACAAGUCUUUAUGGCUCGCUUAGACAAACUCUCGAGAAUGUGGAUAUAUUGAAUCUUACGUGGCGUGAUCCUGAAGAUGAAAAGAUUUUAGAGUUGAUGUACGUUGAGUCUUCACAUAUCAUCUGUACUAAUUUAAAAAAAGUAGAUGAUGGUGUAAAAUUAUGGAGAGAGACAUUAGAUGGGAUGAGUUUUAUAGAUGUAUCAUGUAGACCAGUCAGAAACCAAUUUAGGAUCGUAGGGCUCCAGAUUGCUGGUACAGACUUGCGUCUCAAUGUUCUAGUAAAGGACUUGGGUGGUAUACCAAGAUAUUUCCACUUAGACCAUUCUGAAAUUCCAUUAACACCAUAUAUGUCACACACUAAAUCUCUAGUUCGUUUAUUAUUAACCUUAAGAAAUAUAAUAAUCGUUAACAAAAGCUUAUUAGUACAGGCAUUAGAACAAGCUAAUACGCAUCUACCCUGA